UUCGAUCGAAGCAGCAGCAGCAUGCUCCGCCAACAGGUCGGUCGCCGGUCGAGCCAUUGGCGCGUCGUCCAGCUGCAGAAGGCAGCGAUGAGUACCGUGCAGAUUGGUGGCAUCUCGGUGCCCAAGGCCACGCCCAGCGAGCCGCACUUGGUGCCCCGAGGCUUUGUGCCCACCACGUUGUCGCAGGAGUCGCUACAGCAUCUUCGGUGGAUGCUGCAGAAAGACGUGCUCCAGCAAGAUAUGUUCCUUAUCGGCCCGCCCGGGCCGGCGCGCCGCCACCUCGCCUUGCAGUUUGCAGAGCUCUUGCAGCGCGAAGUCGAGUACGUAGCCAUUUCGCAGGACACGACCGAGUCCGACCUCAAGCAGACCAAGCGCCUGUCCGCGCUGCCAUGCACGGCCGCCUUCUGA
This is a messenger RNA of Saprolegnia parasitica CBS 223.65, 408 nucleotides long. RefSeq lists its product as hypothetical. Lineage: Eukaryota; Oomycota; Saprolegniomycetes; Saprolegniales; Saprolegniaceae. Gene Ontology annotation, cellular component: cytoplasm. Gene Ontology annotation, molecular function: ATP hydrolysis activity; ATP binding. The record is from RefSeq and is a predicted model, not a curated record. The transcript is spliced from 5 exons. Bases 22 to 408 code for a protein of 128 amino acids.